ACCACGUGACCACAAUCAUGUGAGGAAAUAAGGAAGUGUGAACAAAGUUUCUGCACUGAGAAGUCUAAUAUGAAUCGUGAAACAUGACUAUCAGAUGUUUUUAUUUCCUCCCUCUGAUCUGUUUCUUCAUUUUGAGCAGUUCUGACAAUGUUAGUGGAAAGAGCGUUUGGCCUGUUCCUUACAGGAGAUUCGACCAUCGUCCGCCCACUGACCCUUACUGCCAAGCACUUUACCCCUUUUGCCCUACUGGAGACUCAGACGGUCGCAUCCCUUCUAUGAGAAACAGUGACGUCAUUUCCGUGUUUAGACUUCAGACUCCUGUGUGGGAAUUCAAAUAUGGAGAUCUUUUGGGGAAAUUUCAUAUAAUGCAUGAUGCCAUUGGAUUUGCCAACUCAGAAACAGGAAGAAACUAUACCAUGGAAUGGUACGAGCUUUUCCAGCUUGGAAACUGCACUUUUCCCCAUGUAAGAGAGAACACAAUGGCCCCUUUUUGGUGUAACCAAGGGGCUGCAUGCUUCUUUGAGGGAAUUGAUGAUGUGCACUGGAAACAGAAUGGAACUCUGGAGAAAGUGGGAGAGAUUUCUGGUGAGCAGUUUAAUGAUCUGGCAAAAUGGGUUCAACAGGACAAUGACACAGGUAUUUACUAUGAGACGUGGACUGUGCGGUCAGACCCGGGACCCAACGCAACCACAUGGUUCGACUCAUAUGACUGUUCACAGUUUGUACACCGCACCUAUAGGAAAUUGGCAGAGCUUGGAGCCAAGCUCUCAAGCAAAACUCAGACAAACUACACAAAAAUCUACCUGUAUAGUGGUGAACCUAUCUACCUUGGAGAUGAUAGCAGCAUCUUUGAUCAACCCUCAAUGAAAGAUCUGGCCACAGCUAUCAGAAAGUUUUACCAUUCUUUUCAGCCUCACCAGUCAAUGCUUCAGUUUAUUCUCAGCCUGAUGGAAGCCUAUAAAAAAGUAGUGCUGGACAAGACUUUCUAUUUGUUCUAUAACUUUGAGUAUUGGCACUUGCCCAUGAAGCCUCCAUAUAUCCAAAUUACUUAUGAAGAAGUUCCUCUGCCAUGAUGAAGGUGGCCUUGAGUUCUCCUUCCUCAUGUAAAUGUUAUGACAGUUUUGCAGUUAUGACUGUGUUACUUGUGAUUAUAGUCAAUGAUUUUUUUUACACUUUGACUUGGGUGACAAUGAACUCGUGUUCUGUUGUAAAUACCACAUUGUCUCGAUUCAGAUUGGUCAGGAAGGGUUCAUUUUCUAUAAACACACAGCUCAGACAAGUAUGCGAGGCAAAUCACAGAUUUUUAUUAAUGUGCUCAUUUUAAUGUUAUUGUUUAUGUAGCAACAGACUGGGCCUUGUAUGGUGGACAUUCCAUGUUAACACAUUUUAAAAAUGUCUGCAAGCUUUCUGUAAGGGGAGGUUUAGUUAGCAUUUUUGCAAGGAACACACACCCAGUGUAAUUGUUUUGAAAUUGCCAAGAAGUAAAAUUGGGACUAAGCCUUCAGGAAGUUAGGCUUUCUGGUUUCUCAGUAACAUAAGCUCCAUUUCUUUUGUGUCUUAAAAAGGGAUGGUAAGGAAUUACAUUAUUUGUGUUAUUGCAUUUUCAUAACUUUAGCUUUAGAAAUAGUAAGUGAAUAAGAUUACAGUAAUACAAAAUUAACGUUGGGAGUACAAGAGUUACAGUAUCAUCCUGUAAUAACAAUAGAAUUUAAGAAUGCACAAUGAGCCUGAAAUUGAUGCUAAGACAUAUCAAGGGACUAUCCCACAAUUUAUGAAAUGAUUCAGAUCUUAUAACGUCUUAUCAAGGAUAUCCAAUCCUUAAUAAGGAUCCUUGUCCGGGACUUUCUACAUCAGUAGAAUUUGAAAGACAUCUGAGUAAUCCCAUAGCGAAGGGGGCAAAAUUCCUCAUAUCCCAUGUUUACUGGGUAUUUAUGGUGAUUAAGGUGAGUGAUAAACUUGUCACAGACAUUCUGCUGCAUUAAAUGGAACUACAAAUA
This is a messenger RNA of Tachysurus fulvidraco (yellow catfish), 1997 nucleotides long. It is a transcript of the gene cln5, whose product is annotated as CLN5 intracellular trafficking protein. The record is from RefSeq and is a predicted model, not a curated record. Lineage: Eukaryota; Metazoa; Chordata; Actinopteri; Siluriformes; Bagridae. Gene Ontology annotation, cellular component: lysosome; lysosomal membrane. Gene Ontology annotation, biological process: lysosome organization. The transcript is spliced from 4 exons. Bases 84 to 1073 code for a protein of 329 amino acids. Gene Ontology annotation, molecular function: hydrolase activity, acting on glycosyl bonds.